CCAAUCAAUCGUCUUCCGAUAAUGGCCAAGUCAGUUUUAGACUUGUAUGAACUGUACAAUUUGGUAAUAGCUCGUGGUGGAUUAGUCGAUGUCAUUAACAAGAAAUUGUGGCAAGAAAUUAUCAAAGGACUACAUCUACCAUCCAGUAUAACGAGUGCAGCAUUCACGCUACGAACACAAUAUAUGAAGUACCUGUACCCAUAUGAGUGUGAAAAGAAAAAUUUAAGUACUCCUGCUGAACUCCAAGCGGCUAUUGACGGCAAUCGACGUGAAGGUCGCAGAUCCAGCUACGGUCAAUUUGAUCAACAAAUGCAGGGACAACUACAAAUGCAACGGUCACCCACUGGUCUGCAGCAAAUGUCACCCUUAUCAUUAGUCACUCACGGCAACGCACCAAAUUCACACCAUCGUAUGAUGGGCGGACCACCGCUUGGACAGAUGGCAAAUGUAGUACCACACGACAUCGAACAGCGUAUGAUUGAAUACAUAAAAAUGUUUCAACCGAAAGAGCCAAGACGUUCCCAAAGUCCUGAAUUGUUGCAACGGGAUGCAUUAAAUGCAUUGGAAAUGUCAAGAGUGGCCCUUUGGUCGAUGUACAAUAAUAACACAAGCCCACCAGUUUCAAUAAAUACAAUAAGUCCGCCGAACCAUGAACCACAAAGAGAGGCACUAAACCUAGCUGAAUCUCCACCACACAUUCCUAACGUUAAACGAGAACGUGAACGAUCGAGCGAUUACCAUGAAAGAGACAGAGAUAUUCCGUGCGAGCCACCGCAGAAACGUGCCGUGCCCAUCGAUAAGUCAUUGCAAAGACACAAUUCGUCGUCGAUGCACCACGACGACCGGUCUAGAACGCCAAUGAAUGAUCAUGACGUUUCCGACGAUCCCGCUCAUUCAUCCUCACCGAUCCGCAAUGGCAUUUCUAACAUAUCGUCAGGUUCGACGACGACUGUACUGUCGGGAAUGCAAUUCAAAAUAACUAGUCGCGGCAAUGCAGCUAACGGCGAGCAACAAUUGGUUGUGACAAUGGAAUUGAAUGGAGUUCAAUAUGAGGGCGUGCUAUUUGCAAAUCCAACCACAAAUUCGACGAAUGCUUCAACGCCGACGAAAACCAAUCCAAAUAGCAGUCACAAUCCGAUCGAUGAAAGAGAAACGAACCGAGUUGCUCGGCCACUCGUAUCAUCGUAAUUUUGCCAAUUUCGGGAGAACAUUUAAUUUUGUGGACAAUCUACUUGAACAUUUUAUACGUAGCAUACAGUUGGAAUGUUUCGUUUAAAAAUAGACGACUUUUUGAUUUCAUCAAUUGAAUGUUGAAAAUAAUACGCAAUCGUGUCGUUAGCGACUGACCCCAAGUUUUUUUUCUAAUAAAAUUGAAAUUUAUUAAUUAAUUAGUUCUUCGGUCGAUUGGCCUCGCUGGAAAUCAGAUUUCGUCAUUUUCAAUUUUUAAGAUUUUUUUUUUUGCAAAUUUGAUUCACUCCAAACCUUAUUAAAAAGAUCUUCUGUGUCAUUUUUUCUUACGAAAUAAAAUGUCACAGGCAACCCAAUUUAGUUUACCUGUUACGGACGGCCAUAUUAUUGGUUAUCAAGAAGUAAUAGAUUCGAUAACCGAUCUAAUGACAUAUGACUACCGCCUGUGGAAGUUUAAAUUCAUUCACAAAGACACCCUAAAAAGUCAGGAUACUUCGAACUAAGGAUAUUGCACAAUAUUUAGUAACUCUCAGUGCAAAUUGUAACGGUUUCCAUUUUGUUCCCUGUUGGUCCUAGUCCUUCGAGUCCUUAGGCAUGUUGUAAGAACUUAUCCAGUUUUUUCUCUAAAUUUACUUCCUUGCUUCAAAAUCGAAACAUGACGAAUUGGUGAAUCAAAUCAUGUUCAUGUCGUCAUUUCUCUGAAACGGCUAAUCAUUUGUUGUCAAGACUAAAGUGCACUAUGACCUCAGGUUAGAUCUUCUAUGGAAAAAUGUAUGUGAUCAGUGAUCAUACACUAGCCUAUGCUUUGAACAAAAGAAGUUAACAGAUGAUUGCGACACGCUUGCCGUUUUCAUAAUACUUAGAGGUACAAUCUAUGAUAGUAAAGGAAAACUUUGACUUCGGAAACGUAAAUGCAAAUUUGUUCAAAAAUGAUUUCCAAAAAUUAAACUUAAAUGAGAAACAAAAACUCACUUCAAAAAUAGGCUGUAAAAAUUGAUUUUUUUGUGUUUAAAAAACUAAAUUUAUAUUGUGAGACCGAGAUGCAUAAAUUAUUUAGUUAAAAAACCAAUGGAUAAAUUAAAGUGGAAAAUAUUUUUAAUUUGUAAAAUUCUUUAAAAACAAGAAGAUUUAUUCAAGAACAAAAGUCAUCGCUGCAAUAUAAUAAUACAAAUGAAAAGUGAAAGAAAAAGAAUUAUUAAA
Messenger RNA from Bradysia coprophila, 2388 nucleotides. RefSeq names its product protein dead ringer-like. Gene Ontology annotation, molecular function: DNA binding. The record is from RefSeq and is a predicted model, not a curated record. Lineage: Eukaryota; Metazoa; Arthropoda; Insecta; Diptera; Sciaridae. Gene Ontology annotation, cellular component: nucleus. Gene Ontology annotation, biological process: regulation of transcription by RNA polymerase II.